Molecule: messenger RNA, 1375 nt
Organism: Periconia digitata
Lineage: Eukaryota; Fungi; Ascomycota; Dothideomycetes; Pleosporales; Periconiaceae
Source: the annotation of a GenBank genome assembly
UAACAAGUUGAGCUUUCUGUUUCUCUAUUGCAUUUUUGCGACAGAUCUGUACGCGCAUGUGAAUCCAUCCACCAACACGGACUUCAACCACCCCACAAUCAUGCCGGUGACACUCACAAUCGCUGACCACGCCGCUCGCGAAUGGAAGGCUUCGGGAGGUUUAGAAUCAGCUGAAGCUCUGUUCCAAGCUUCCUGUCGCAAGGAUUUCGCCAACAGUAAAUGGAUCAUCCAAAGUUCCGUCUCAAACUCCCUCUUCUCCCAGAAGCGCAUCGCGUCAUCUUCCAAUGGCUGGGUUUGGGCUGCCUACCAUGCCUACAGCAGCCACCAUCACCUGAUCAUCCGACCUGAAGACAUAUGGUUUGCCAUUCUUUCACAGCUCAGCUUUUACAUCAAUGCGCAUGCUGAAGAGCUCCGUGACUACUUUGUUGCGCAUGAGGGUCAGAAGAAACUCGAGGUGACAGAAGUUGGAAAUAUACGCUCGGUGGAUUUCGGACUGCUAGCACAGAGAAUGACGCAUUUGAUUCAAGAGAAUGUCAAAGAUCCUGAAUUGCGGACGUGGAUCAUGCCUAAUUGGACCACAACGACCCAGGACGAUGUCACGGUUGCUUCCGUUUUGAUGAUGGGUACCUUGCAAAAAUACUUUUCAUACGGUAUGACGAUGACUUGUGGUAUACCUUCAGUCACACUACUUGGCGAGCGAGCAGACUGGCAAGAUAUCCUCAAAAGACUUGAUAAAUUGUGCGAACUUGGGGAGGAGCCGGCUAUCUUUGCUACUCUGCUUAAGCCCAUCCUACGGAAUUUCAUCGCAUCCUUCGAUGCUGAGCCUUCGUCAGCGGUCAAAGAUUUCUGGAGUAGAAUCGCACACAAAACGGGAGGCAGCGGCCCAUACUAUCUCUCGGGCUGGAUAACUGCAUUCUGUUUCUGGGACGAAACCGGGAAGUCUCUGUAUCAUCGACAUGCCACAGGUGGACCACAACGCCCCGUGUCCUUGCGGGCAUUCCAAGGCGGCCAGGCAGGCUGCGAGCUGGAAGAUGUUUUAUACCAUCGUGUUGAUACCAAAGAUAUCCCAUCGGGGUUUACUUCAGUUCCCGUAGUCGUAAAUGACAACGGAGUCCUCUAUGACACGAAAAUGGUGGCGGGAUCGUUCGGAAUACAAGUGACAAGCAGUGGCAGUAUGCUGGACGAUGACAACGCCCAUGCCAACAAGGAUGCUUUUCUAUACAAGGAUGGCAAGAUGGUACCCUUCGAAUACGUUCCGAAGAUGCCAACCAAGCAGCCUGGUCUAGACUCGUUGCAGCCACUUUCAGGGUGGCUGAUGUAUGAAGUGAGGAGUAAUGGAGAAAGUGCGCCGGCUCCAUCGUUAUUUUCAUUCUGA